This is a messenger RNA of Archocentrus centrarchus (flier cichlid), 1083 nucleotides long. Its product is annotated as prolactin-releasing peptide receptor. The transcript is spliced from 3 exons. Gene Ontology annotation, biological process: G protein-coupled receptor signaling pathway. Gene Ontology annotation, cellular component: neuron projection; plasma membrane. NCBI's taxonomy places the organism in Eukaryota, Metazoa, Chordata, Actinopteri, Cichliformes, Cichlidae. Gene Ontology annotation, molecular function: neuropeptide binding; neuropeptide Y receptor activity. The record is from RefSeq and is a predicted model, not a curated record. The coding region runs from base 1 to 1083 and encodes 360 amino acids.
AUGGAUGUCUUCUUGAAUGAGGACUUCAGCAUGACUGGGAACACAAGUCACCAAACAGCCCGAGCAAGAGUAGAAGGAAGUCAAGACCACGGACUAAACCACAGCGACCCCUUGGACAUGUUCAUAGGCAUAGAGCUCCUUCAGCGAUACAAACCUCUCUUCCUGCCUCUGUACUGCCUUGUAGUGGUAGUAGCUGUUGUUGGAAAUUCCUUCCUUUUGGCUUGCAUCUUGGCUGACAAGAAACUCCACAAUGCCACCAACUUUUUCAUUGGUAAUUUAGCAGCAGGUGACCUGUUGAUGUGUUUGACUUGUGUUCCACUGACUGUGUCUUACGCCUUUGACAGCCACGGCUGGGCUUUUGGAAGACCUUUCUGCCAUUUGGUCCCCUUGCUACAAUGUGCCACAGUCUUUGCAUCAGUGCUUUCACUCACUGCUAUUGCUGUGGACCGCUACAUUGUUGUUGCUCAUCCAGUACGAAGGAGGAUUUCUGUGUGGGGUUGUGGUGCAGUGACUCUGGGUGUCUGGCUUUUAUCUUUGGCCCUGGCUGCACCUCCAUCUUACUACACAGACUACUUGGACCUGCGGCCCACAGGCAUCGACCUGGUAGUGUGUGAAGAAUUCUGGCCAAAUAGUGGCAAUCUGCGGCUUCUCUACUCCUGCUUCAUUUUAAUAACCUCAUAUAUGAUCCCGCUGCUUUCAGUUAGCGUGUCCUACUGUGCGAUUACUAUCAGUUUAAAGCGCUACUCAGUGCCUGGGGAGCCAUCAAAUAGUCAGCAGCGCUGGAGCCAAAGGAGGAAGAAGACCUUCUCUCUGCUGGUGGCCUCAGUGCUGGCCUUUGCCCUGUGUUGGCUGCCUCUCCAGGUGCUGAACCUGUUGCUGGACUUGGACCCAGACUUCCACAUUAUGGGCAAGCGCUACAUAAAUGUCUUGCAAGUGUGUUGCCACUUAGUGGCUAUGAGCUCUGCAUGUUACAACCCUUUCAUCUAUGCGUCACUGCACAGCAAGGUACGAAUGCACCUCAAAGGUUAUCUCUGUCCUUGCCACAACCGUCAGAGGAGGAUGGUGGAGAGAUCCAGGAGCUGA